Messenger RNA from Pelagomonas calceolata, 945 nucleotides. The record is from the annotation of a GenBank genome assembly. Lineage: Eukaryota; Pelagophyceae; Pelagomonadales; Pelagomonadaceae.
CGCAAGCUCUCGCAGCGCCACAGGCCUCAACUGCGUCGUGAACGCCUAGGAUUGGCUACAGACGCGUUCAACGAACGCAUCAGUCGAUUAAAACGCGCUCUACCAAUUGACGCCGUCGCCGCUCGCGCGCGAGUGUCACAACAGCGGUGUGGCACUGCACACGAGCUUGUAGCGGUGCUGAAGCCGCAGCGGCCGGAAGCAUUCACAGCGCCGCAAGAUGAUGGUGUUACAGCGUCUCGCCCUGCGCGGCGUGUCGCGCGUCCCGACGCGGUCGAUGAAGACCGUCGACGACGCGGCGAUGCGCGAGCGCGAGCGCUGCUGGGCUGCUUGGGCCAACGCGGACACGUUGCACCUGUGCGUUGGCAGCGUCCCGUCGGGCCUUCGUCUGUUCGACGGCGUGGGGGGGAUCACUCACGCGCAUCCACGCAGGAACUAUAUGCGCAACUCGUUGCUCGCGACGUCGGUGGGCCUCACGAUGAUCCACUUCCGGCGGGAGAUCGAGGAGCGCCCACCGCUCGGUGGACUGGUGAUGACGGCGCUCGGGCUCGGCUACGCUUUUGCGGGCGGCGCGUGCCACCUUUACGCCGUCGCACGGCUCCGGUCGUCGCUCCUCUCGCCGCUCGGGACGUUCGCGGCCUGCGCGCACGCCGUCGCGCCGCCGUUCAUGCUGAGUACGGCCGCGCUCUGCUUCCUUGACCGGUCGCCGACUUGGGUCAAGGACCUCGGCAUCGCGGUGCCCGCGACGGGCCUGUGGCGGCCCCGCGCGCAGCCCGUCGAGGUCAAGCCAAGGCGUUGGUACUCGCAUUUUCAAUCCGAGAAGAAGCCGCGGCCACCUUCUGCGAAGCGUAGCUAUUGGCCGCUGGACCAGCACAAUUCGAAGACCGACUAAUACAACGCUUCACGGCACCGACCCGCGCUGAUCGCGGCGAUGGCGUGCUGGUGGGG